Messenger RNA from Botrytis cinerea B05.10, 1497 nucleotides. RefSeq lists its product as hypothetical. NCBI's taxonomy places the organism in Eukaryota, Fungi, Ascomycota, Leotiomycetes, Helotiales, Sclerotiniaceae. Bases 174 to 722 code for a protein of 182 amino acids. The record is from RefSeq and is a predicted model, not a curated record. The transcript has a single exon.
GGCGUAAGAUUACGACACUUUUAAUCUUCAUCAAUUUCCUUGUUAUGUUCUACGAGGGAGGCUCUUCUUUACUUCGUCUUACUUAUUUGACAUUUCCAGUCUGUUCUUUUCCUACUGCAAUUGAUCCAUUCAUCAUUUUUCUUAUUCCCAAAAUUCAAGGCCACUCAAUCAAUAUGGUUCAAUACAAAACCCUCAUCUUUCUCCUUACUAUAGGCAUGUCAGCUGCUUUCGAGAGUACACUGCCCCUUGCCCUUCGGCAAGUUGAGGAAACACCUCACCCCAAUCAGAAUUACCUAUACGAGAUGUGUUUUCCCAAUCUAUCGAACGUUAGCCUUGUUAGAAGUUCUGCUGGGAAACGAUUGGAAAUCAUGGCCAAUUCUCCUUUCCCUUGCGAGCGCAGUAACUAUAUCAUCUACGCCUGCCUUGCCAAUGGCACCUCUCCCAUUGAUUUUCUCGCCGAGCAGGAAUGCAUCUGUCCAUCUUCAUUGUGGGAACUCGAAGCAGCUUGUACGGACUGUUACCUAGCACAUGGAUAUCAAAAUACUACCAGAGAGGAAAGCGAUGCUGCCAUUUCAAGUCUGAGUCACGCGGAAUGUACGGCCACACCCGUACAACCGUUUACGAACUUUUUCUCGUCCCUGAAUGCGACGGAAGCAUUGACGACACCGGAUGCGGUGCUUGGAACGGAUAAGUUUCCAAAUCAGACGGCCGUUAGCAGUUAGUGGGAUUUUCUCAUUUUGUGAUUUGUGAUCGUGGGGCUUUUUGGAUCGCUUUGGGUUGUUCAUUGACUUUGUGAAAAAGAAAAAAAAAAUUCUCUCUUUGUGCCUCUGUACUGACUUUGCUUCGAAAUUGCGUAGAUUAUUAUACGGGAAAUACUGUAUGGACGACGGGGAGUAUUACCGGGAGUGCAACGGCUAGAUUGACAAGCUAUACGGCGACAGAAUUUAGUAGAUUUACUCCUACGACUACGGGAGCUCCUUAUUCGACGGGUGCUAGUGGGAGUGGGAGUGGGAGUGCGCAGACAACAACUAGUACGAGCGGAGCGGGAGGGUUGGAGAGUAAGAUGAAGAGUCCGGGUGGUGUUCUGGGAGCAGCUGCGUUGCUAAUGCAGUGUGUGGCGGUGGUACUUAUUGCUUCUUUUGCUUCGUGUUAGAUGCUUAUGUGUAUUGUUUGGUUGGCAAUUGAGAGAGUAGGUAAAUAGUUUUAGAGAGGGUUGUAGAGGUUAAAGGUAGGGGGGGUGGGGAUCAUACGAAAAAAAAAGGAUAGGCGAAGCGAAAGUAGAAGUGGAGGUUUGUGAUAGCAUCUUUUUCAUGAUCGUAUGGAAGGAAUAAUGUAGGGAUAAGAUGCUUUGCUGGGUUUGUAUUGUUAUAUUGAUUAACUUGCUGGUAUUUAUGGUAUACCAUGCAUACGGAUAUACAUAAUUAGCUGAGUCGCUCUCACGGGAUGUGAUAUGAAAUAGAUGGUUCAUCUAUCCGAACAAUUGAAGACCCGGUAACA